AUGCUGCUGUUGCUGCAUGCUCGUUCUCAGCUUGUGCGCCGCUUCGCUGCAUCAAAUCGAUCCUUUUCAGCUCUAGUCGACUCAAAAUGGGUGCGCAACACUCAGGAGACUGGUAACACGGAGCUGCUGCUUCUUGACUGCAACCACCCAGCCUCGUAUCCCCGUGGCCACAUCCCCGACGCUCUUCCCCUCACAUUGGCAUCAUCUUUUUUCAAGGACCCGACGCCGCAGUCCACGGGCGUCGUGAGCUCACAACUAUUUGCAGACGUGGUGAAGGAGCUGAGAGUCCCCAAACACGCGACGCUCGUGUUCUAUGCCGACGAAAUGAGUCUCAAGGCCACGCGCAUGUGGUGGGUCUUCCGUCACUAUGGCUUCCCACUCGAGCAACUUAAGGUGCUGGACGGAGGUGUCAAAGAGUGGGUUUCUGACGAUAACACAGUAGAGACAGGAGAACCUGAAGCCCGGGAAACGCCCUCAGAUCUCUGGAUGCAACCUGUGGACACUAAGAAGCUUGUCGGCUUUAAAGCUGUGCAGAAAGGGAUCGCUGAUCCCUCCACGCAGUUUGUGGACGCCAGAUCCCCUGGCGAGUACUGGGGAGAGGAUGCCAACGGCAACGCACGGACUGGUCACGUCCCCGGAGCUGUGAACUUUAAUUGGAUGGAAGGCGUGGAUUUCACUCAGAACGGAAAGCGAAACCAGUGA
This is a messenger RNA of Phytophthora infestans T30-4, 702 nucleotides long. RefSeq lists its product as uncharacterized. The record is from RefSeq and is a predicted model, not a curated record. Gene Ontology annotation, cellular component: mitochondrion. The transcript has 2 exons. NCBI's taxonomy places the organism in Eukaryota, Oomycota, Peronosporomycetes, Peronosporales, Peronosporaceae. Gene Ontology annotation, molecular function: thiosulfate-cyanide sulfurtransferase activity. Gene Ontology annotation, biological process: transsulfuration. The coding region runs from base 1 to 702 and encodes 233 amino acids.